This is a messenger RNA of Epinephelus lanceolatus (giant grouper), 2925 nucleotides long. The record is from RefSeq and is a predicted model, not a curated record. NCBI's taxonomy places the organism in Eukaryota, Metazoa, Chordata, Actinopteri, Perciformes, Serranidae.
CGCCCCCUGGUGGCCACCACACAGACAGGUUCCUUUAAGUCACGUGACUUCUGGGAAAAGGAUCGUCUCUGUGUGAGGCAGCAGAAUCUGCAGCAGCAACGGAGCACACACACUCGCAGUCUGCAGGCACCGCGGAGGAAACGUAACCGAGUCUUUAAAGAGUCAUGGCAGCAGGGAGAAUGCGCUCCACGCGCAGACUACGCUCGUGGAUCGUCGAACAGGUCAGCAGUGGGAAAUUCCCGGGGCUGAUGUGGGACGAUGAGGCCAAAACCAUGUUCCGCAUCCCGUGGAAACACGCUGGGAAACAGGACUUCCGUAAAGAUGAGGAUGCCGCCAUCUUCAAGGCGUGGGCGCAGUUCAAAGGUAAGCCUACAGACGGGAGUCAGGACAGCCCGGCCUCCUGGAAGACCCGCCUGCGCUGCGCCCUCAACAAGAGUCCAGAGUUUACAGAGGUGAUGGAGCGAGCCCAGCUGGACAUCUCUGAACCCUACAAGGUCUACCGCCUCGUCCCCAUCAGCGAGCAGGGUAUGGUGGUUCCUGAAAAGAAAAGCAGAGUAAAAGUCACCAAAAGGCCAAAAAGGAGGAGGAGCAGUAGUGAAUCAGAGAGCAGCGACGUCGGCCAGACUAAGCAGAUAAAGAUGGAGGAAGUGACCUCGCAGCUGUGUGUCGAAGAGGCUCUGCUGUGGAGCGAAACCCCCGCCCAGACGGAUGAAUACACACAGCACACCACCACCACACAGAGAGAGGUGGUUGAUGAGAUCAGGUUAGACGUACGGAUCGAGGAAAGCGUCCCUGCUCCCACAGGAGUCCAGGAAUACUUCAAUGUGGUGGUUCAUUAUUUAGGACAGGAGGUCCUCAAACGUCAAAUCCAAAACAGCGACGUCAGGAUAAUGUACUUACCUUCCUCUCCUGUUCCACCGACGCCGGCCGCCCUGAAGGGCAGGUUUCCUCGCAUCCCGCUGCCUGAGCCGCCCUCCACGCUGCCGGCCGGUCCGGAGCUGCAGGCUCUGUUCACCCUGCUGCCCUUCAUGGAGAAAGGAGUGGUGCUGACCACCAUGUCUGGGGGAGUUUAUGGUAAAAGGUUCUGCCAGGGGCGGGUCUUCUGGACAGGGCCGCACACGACCACACCGGGGCUGCACAAGAUGGAGAGAAACACAGAGCCAGUGUUGCUCUUCAGUAAAGAGAUCUUCAAGCGAGAUUUGGAUCACUUCCGUGCAAACGGUGGCGAGCCUCCUGAGUGUGGCGUCACUCUGUGUUUUGGAGAAGAGCUGAGUAACACUGAAGACCCAUCUGGAAAACUCAUCAUAGUUAAGGUAAAUAUCACCUUCUCAUGGGCAGAGCAGCAGGUCCAGGACGCGCAGUGCUUCUUUCAGUCCAUCAACUUCCUCCAGUCAUUGGCCAACGAGUCUCCAAAGGGAGAAAUAACUCUGAACCUGGUCACCGUGCCUCAACCGGACUCUGAAGCAGUUACCCUCGUGACAAUCUGAGCACUUUGUCCAACGUGGGGGGGGGGUUGUUCAUUCCAAAGUAAGAGACAAGCCCAUUCUUUCAAAAUAAGAGUAACCGGGCUGAGUGAUAUUUCAACAUCACUGUAAAUCUAUCUUCUAAAAUACACCAAAUUAAAACCACUGAUUCAUUACAGAGUCAGAUUUCUGACUAGUAUUUGUGGCAAGUGUAUAUUUUCCUAUCGCCCAGCCCUAACAGACAGGAUAAAACAAGUCUCACAGCACUUACGAAAAUACUUUUUGAGACUGGAUCUACAGAUGAAGUGGCAUCUUUUGACCCUGAAAAUGUAUAAUGAACUUUUUUGGGAUGGACUUUUGACUCCUUACAGCCUUUGUAGAGAUUGGUUGGUGAACUGGAAGCACUACAUGUAAGCCUACACUGAGAACUUCAGAUUUGCAACAAUUAGUCAGCUGACAGAAUUAAUCGGCAACCACUUUGAUAGUCAGUUACUUCUGUCAGUCGUUUAAACAUUCUCUAAACAUUCUUCAGCCUCUCAAAUUUGAAGAUCUGCAUUUCUUUCUUUGUCAUAUAUGACAUUAACUUUAAUAUCUUCAGGUUUUUGACUGUUAGUGGAAAAAUUGUCACUUUCUUCAAUGUACUUGUUUUUUUUACUUAACAUUUUAUAGACCAAACAAUGAAUUGAUUCUGAAAAUAAUCACUAGUUGCAGCUCUAGUCGUCUUCCUUCCUUGAAAAUGUGAUCUUACUUCUGCGAUUAUGGCUGCACGUGUUAUUCUCCUAAGCAAAUGAUGUCAUGUGUUUAUACUACAGCACUAUAAAAACUUUGUUCCUUGGUCUUGUUAAGCGUUUAGAUGUCAAUUAUUAUUGUAAUAUAAAAGGGAAACACACCGUCAUGAAAGUAGUUGUAGCUAUAUUAAAAACAAAAUAAUUAUCAUUAUCAUAAUCAUUUUUAUAUUUUUAAUGUAUCCUUUUACUCAAACUCUGAGGUUAGUUCUUUGUCAUGUCGGACAUUGAUACAUUUACAAAUGUGGACUGAAGGUUGUUUUUUAAUAGAAUAUAAAAAAAGAUGUUUCACACUGUUCACACUGAGACUUUGGGGGACUCUUAAAGGAAAAAAAUCAAACCUUCUUUACUCCUGCUCUACUGUCAGAAAUCAUUCAGCUAGGCCAUUGAGUGCAAUUUUAUUAUGGGUUAUGUGAGAAAGUUAUGAAAUUUACAAGAGUGGAAACAGGUUACCUCGACCUCUAAGAGAGAACGAGUGACUCUGGGUUAGUAUUUUCAGAGUUACAAAUUCUUAAAGACAUUUGAAAUGUUUUAAAAUAUUUUACUGGCAUCACUGUGUAUAGGUAAGGGGCAAACAAAAGUACAAAACCUACAUUUCAGUACAGAAGUCCUGCAAUAAAUUCAGUCUGCUGAAGCUCAGGAUAUUUGGUUUUUGUCGAGGCUCUCAGACGCAUCUA